AUGGGGAACUGUCUGCAGAGGAAAACAGGGUGGAAGCUGGACACUCAGGAGACACAUUGGAAUAUGAGACUUCAAAAUGCCAAGCAGCAGACCUGCAGCUAUUUCAGGUGCUGGAGUUGCUGUCAUAUCGUUGAAGGGUGCUCCUGCCUUCCUUGGAAAAACAUAAGCAUGUUUAAAGUCAGACAAGAGUCCCCAAAGCAAAAUGAAGGGAUGACUUCAGCUCCUAUGCAGGACAAUGCUGACCAGAUCUACACAGAGGAGUUAUGCUACAUCCUUGUUGAUCACAAGGCCCUCCGGGGAAGGCCAUCAGACCGCUCUGCCGAGGGGUUCUAUGAGAACGUCUCUAGCAAGGCUGAGAGACACAGAGAGUCUUCAAGAGGAGUCGAGACGGAGUAUUCAGUUCUCCGUUUCCCUUCCACCCCUCAGCCGCCACCUCCGGCGGACGGUGAAUAUGAACUUCUUGUGCCUAGCAGACUCUCCUUCCAUGCCCGUCAGCAGCCACGGCCACUUACGGCCUCCUUUGAGACUCACUUUUCUCAUCUACAGUGA
Messenger RNA from Onychomys torridus (southern grasshopper mouse), 549 nucleotides. It is a transcript of the gene Gcsam, whose product is annotated as germinal center associated signaling and motility. The record is from RefSeq and is a predicted model, not a curated record. Lineage: Eukaryota; Metazoa; Chordata; Mammalia; Rodentia; Cricetidae. Gene Ontology annotation, biological process: regulation of B cell receptor signaling pathway; negative regulation of lymphocyte migration. The transcript has 6 exons. Bases 1 to 549 code for a protein of 182 amino acids.